UGACUGGGGACAGGGCAGGACAGACAGACAGACAGACAGGCAGGCAGGCAGGCAGCCACGCAAGCAGCCAGGCAGUGUUCUGUUCACGUUCCGCCCACCACAGCAAAAAGCAACGCACGACUGUUUCGUUUCAUCGCGACAUUAAACAAACAAACACACACACACAUGAAUAAAUAUCGCUAAAAUUGAAAAGCAAACUAAAUCUGCCACCUUCUUAAAUGCCAUCCUUUAUUGAUAUUUGUGUUAUUUUUGUUUGGAUUCUUCCGAUGUAAUAUAACGUUAUUAUUUUUGGAACCCCUCGAGUUGGUAAGCCUUGUUUGAGUUGACAUACGGUGCCCAUGAGCUAAUUCCGAGUUCAAUUGUUUUGGUCCUAUUCUCAUCGCCAUGGUAACGAGGUGAGUGAAGCGGGGAAGACCCCGGGAAACGGGCGGGCGACUCCCUCUUCACCUUGCACUGGCUUGCUCCAUCCUCGUCUGGGCUAGAGUCAAGAUGGUGCUCGUGAAGCGGGGCGACGGCGGCGGCGGAGGUUCCACACGGGUCCGGGUCGAGCGCUACCGAAAGCAGAAACUUGUGUCCAGAUUGAGUGACUCCGGUUUCGAGGAGGAUUUGGCAGGUUCCCCCACUCCUCAUACAGCUUCGUCACCUCUGCGUGUGGACGAACCGGAGGGGGAAGCGUCCAACUGGUACCUCCAGUACGGUGAUGUCGGCUACAGGAUCCAGAAGGAGAGGGAGGCUCUGUUUUAUCCGUGCAAUAGUCUUGCUCUCCAGCCACAAGUGACAGCCGAGGCGCGCUGCAAGCUGGUCAGCUGGCUAAUCCCACUGCACAAGCACUUCCGCCUAUCCUUCGAGUGCUGCUGCCUGACUGUAAACAUCAUGGACAGGUUCUUGGCGUGCACGCCGGUGGCCGACGACUGCUUUCAGCUUCUGGGUGUCACGGCGCUGCUCCUUGCCAGCAAAAAGGUGGAGGUGUGCUCCCCUAGCAUCAGUCACCUCCUGUCCCUGUGCUGCAACACCUUCACCAGGGAGCAGCUCUGCAACCUGGAGUGUCUCAUCCUCCUGCGCCUCCACUUCCGCCUGGGCGCGCCCACCCUGGCCUUCUUCUUGGACUACCACGGCAAUCGCACGGAGGCCGCCAACGGGCCUCGGAAGCGUUGCCGCAGCCUGGCCCAAAAGGUGUGUGAGCUGAGCCUGGCCGAUUACGCCUUCAAUAAAUACGUUCCGUCUGUGACCGCCGGCUGCGCGCUGAGCCUGGCACGCGAGUUACUCCAGGCUGAUCACGUCAGCUGCCAUCCAGAGGGUGAAUUACACCACUGCGUGAUGGAGGAACCGCGAGGCAAAGCAGAAAGCACUUUGGCCCGGGAGUGCAGAGACAAUCUGAGGCUGCUGCUUGCGCUUAACAAGGAGUCGCUGAGUGGAGAUGAAUACGUUUAAACAGCAGCACAUGGUCUGGAAAUUCUGGCCAUAGCCAUCCAUACACACUAGUCAGUCACGCAAUCGAUUUGGUGUUCGACCACAAGCAAGCCAACAUUUCACACUGACUACAUUUGUCAGCGCAUUGAGACCAUUGUUAUGAUUCUUUUUUCACUAUUGAUUCUUUUU
Messenger RNA from Syngnathus acus (greater pipefish), 1599 nucleotides. RefSeq names its product cyclin-O protein B. Gene Ontology annotation, biological process: regulation of cyclin-dependent protein serine/threonine kinase activity; mitotic cell cycle phase transition. NCBI's taxonomy places the organism in Eukaryota, Metazoa, Chordata, Actinopteri, Syngnathiformes, Syngnathidae. Gene Ontology annotation, molecular function: cyclin-dependent protein serine/threonine kinase regulator activity. The record is from RefSeq and is a predicted model, not a curated record. The transcript has 3 exons. Gene Ontology annotation, cellular component: centrosome; cyclin-dependent protein kinase holoenzyme complex; nucleus. Bases 490 to 1431 code for a protein of 313 amino acids.